This is a messenger RNA of Naegleria gruberi, 1800 nucleotides long. RefSeq lists its product as uncharacterized. Bases 1 to 1800 code for a protein of 599 amino acids. Gene Ontology annotation, cellular component: cytoplasm; mitochondrion. Gene Ontology annotation, biological process: cellular response to heat. The record is from RefSeq and is a predicted model, not a curated record. Gene Ontology annotation, molecular function: ATP hydrolysis activity; ATP binding. NCBI's taxonomy places the organism in Eukaryota, Heterolobosea, Eutetramitea, Acrasida, Naegleriidae. The transcript has a single exon.
AUGUCCAAUUUAACGAUAGGAAAUAAACAACCCUCAUCAUCAAAUCUUCCUUCACAAGGACAAUCAAACCAAAACAAUAUGACAACAACACAGAGUAAAUUAAUUAAUUCCUCAUCAUCAGCAGCCAAUGUGAAGGCAUCAUUAGAAAACACAACUGAUAAAUAUCGGAAUGAAAAUCUCAUCAUUGAUCAACAAGAGGAAACAACACAUUCAAAUGGUGGAUUUAUGCGAGUUUUUCAAGAAUUAAAGGACAAGGCUACCAACAUGUUAUUCCAACAUCAAUAUUGGAAUUUAUUUUCUUCGGCAGCAUCGAAUUCAGUUCCAGUCGAAGCCUCUAACAAAUUUGAUUAUUUGGGAGACAAUAACCACCAAAUAAGACCACCUUUUAUUAUUGAAAGAUUUGAUAGACCAAUUAUGAGCGGCGGAAAGAAGGGUGUGCAGAGAAAGACUGUUCCACUCUUACAGUUGGAAAAUUAUUUAAAUAAGUGUUUGGUGAAUCAGGAAAUUGCCAUCAAGACAGUUUGUUUCUGCUUACUUCGUCAGUCUACAAUAUGGUCCUACUCUUAUCAUCAACUCACGAAUGAAAAUCAAUUCAUUUCAAAUAUGGAAGAUAAUCAUCAGAUAAGGAAGCAAACAAAGAUACCACUCUCUUUGUUCUUAAUUGGACCUGUUGGAUGUGGAAAAAUUUAUCUGUCAAAACUCAUUGCCCAAUCACAAAGCAGACCAUUUGUACUCUUAGAUAUGAGCUAUUUUACCGAGGAGGAAGAUUUAUCAAAUCUUGUACAAUUUUCUGAUGAGUAUAGAUAUUCUGAACCUUUCAAUUACAUGCUAGGUCAAUUAAAUGUCAUUCUAGAGACCACUCCAAAUGCUGUAAUUGUAUUCAAUAAUAUGGAGAGUGCCCAUCCAUCUGUAUUCAGAUUUUUACAUCAACUCUUCAGAUCUGGCAUUAUUCUAGAGCAAAAAACGAGAAAGCAAUCAUCCUCACUAGAACCUGGGAAAAAAGAAAAGAAGAAAGAUAACGAGGAUGAUUUGGUGAAAAUAAUAGAUGCCAGCCAGGCCAUAUUUAUUUGCAUUUCUGUAAUAAGUGACCAAGUUGUGAAAAAGAAUAUUCUGGAGAGUGGACCAAAUAAUUUAAUAGAGAAAUACGAAAAGGAGAAAAAGACAAUAGGUAAUUGGGAUAAUGGAUUUGAAGGUUACGAGAAUGAGGAUGCCUAUGAUUAUGAUUUUAAACGAAGAAUGAAUCGUACAAAGGUUGCACCUCCUCCACCUUCUUCAAAGUUUGUUGACCAAGUUACUUCUUCAUACUCAACCAUUGAUGCCUUAGAUAGAGUGAUUGAAUUUAGACAUCAAAUCACACCAAUACUGGUCGAUCAUUUGAAUAAUUCUAACAAAUCGACAGAAGAAAGCAAACAACCAAAAUGCUUUGAUGCAUUCCUCCAUCAAUUUAAUGCUAUUAUACCAUUCUUUGCCUUCUCAGAUAUUGAGCUUUGUAAUCAAAUUGUGACACAAUUGAAUGUCUUUUCAACAUUUGCCUUUACUCAAAAAAGAUUCAAAAUGACAUGGAGUGAGGAUGUUGUGAUAUGGCUCAUGAAGAGAUAUAGACCUUCCCUUACUGUUACAGGUGUGUUAGAAAAUCAUAUUCUUACGCCACUGGCAGCUUCUGAUCACUUGUUUGCGGAGAAUGAUCAUAUCCAUUUGGAGGUGUCUCCUGAGCUGGAUAGGGUUAGUGUUGUUGUUUUGAAUAGAAGAGAUGAUAUUCAACUAAGAAGAAGUUUGAAUGUAAUUCAAUCUAAAUUAUAA